AUGGUGUUGUUGUCGUUGUACUUGAUGCGAAGCUCGUCCAGACAGAACUUCUGGAGCUCGCUUUUCUUUCGGCUCACACGGUUGAGCUUCACCAUCAUAGCCUCGAGGUCCGUCUUGGAAGACGGUGUUGCUGCCAGCGAAGGGUUCGCCUCCGCAAUCUCCGUGAUGCGCUGGCGGAUCUCCAUUCGAGUCCACCCCUCUGGAGCCGUCUCGCCCAAAGAGCGAAGAUGCAAGGUCAGCUCGCCGCGAGUCAAACGGUCCAUGAUGUACGGGGAUCGCCGAAACGAGAGCAUUGCUGAACAAGUCCUCCGUGAGGGAAAGAAGCUGAUGCAACGAUUUUCUGUCGAAUUGCCAAAUCCAAACACCGGCUGGUCCUCUGUAUCCAAUGCUCGCAGGCGAGUCUCGCCGUACUUCUGCACAUUCUUCUUUAGCAAUGCUUCGAUCGCCGCCACACUGCCGAUCGUCUUCGUGGCGCCUCCGUCCACCACAGCCAUUCCGGCAUCGACGGCUUGGGCCGUCGUGGGAAGCGCUGCCAAGGCGCUCUCGCUGGGCUGCUCGGACUCCGCGAAGAACACAAAAGAGACCUGUUCCGUAGCUGUGGUCGAAGUAGGCCUCCUGGGCCUCCGACUCCGCCUCCACGAUCAAGGCCGCCUCUUCUGGGCAGUCAUCCCAACCUCCGUAGGAAACUGGUUUCGUAGCUCCUGUGCCACACGCGCCGGGGAGAAAUCGCCCCUCAGCGCAGUCAUCACCAGGUUGCGCUCGUUGCUGUCGAGCGCCGCGUCCAUCAAGAGGUACCAUCCCUGGAUGAACCCCGGAAGCAAGGAGUUGUCCUCCAACUGGUCGAUGGAUUCCCAUGUGGAGGUGCCCUCCGAGGCGUACUUCAUCAUCAGCGCGGCCUUCUCCGGUGUGAUCGUCACCCUCCUCCGUGGUGGUAGUCUGGCGGCCCCAGCCUCCAGAUCCCCAAAAGCCACUGGCGUCACUCGAUCGGCGGCUCCAUCGGUAAGGAGUCAUGUGGUUGUUCCCGCCGGAAGUUUCCAUCUUGGUCUUCCUGUAGUGCGGCUGCACUCGUCGGAGGGCCUGGCUAACCCGAAGAAAGGCUUCACUUUUCCGCGUCACGUAAUCAUUCAUCGAUUCGCCCGUCCUGCGACGGGUCCCUUUGAAGUACUUCCCGAGGAGGUCGGUGACUUCAUUGACCUUCGGCUUCCCCAGCGACUUCCGCAAGUAGUCAAGAACAUGGCGGACACCUCCUGCACACGCCACUUCCUCUGCGGGUUUUCCCGCGACGAGUCGCUUGGCUGCUCCAGUCAAUUCCGCCAUCAGCCGAGGGGCUGCGGUGUAGCUGAGAAGCUCCCCGCUUCUCCGUUCCACACCGGGACGCCAUCCUUCGUGUUAUCGUCCGUGCUUAUGGCCGUAACACGAGAGGCACGAAGGCUCUACGACUACCGGCCUGCGCAAGGGACGCAUCUCAUGCUGCUGACAAAGAACAACGCAGCGCUCCGACUCCUCUUCGAGGGCGGGCUGUUGAACCACAGCAAGGCCGAGGUCAUGUUUGGCAGCACCUUCCCGAAUGACCUGAGCGACAUGUUCGUGGCAAUGAACCUUCAGCGUAUCAAGAGCUUCAUGCAGCAGCCGAUUUCUCUGGUCAUGGUGCACUGCGAUUCGCUGUACGAGUCGCUGUAUGACCUGCUGAACCAGCACUACAUGGAGUAUGCAGGACAGCGCUACGUUCGCAUUGCCCACGGCUCCAAAGCUAAGCAGUGCCCGAUUCAUCAUCUCUUCCGCGUGAUCGUCAUCACAGAGAUCAGCGAUGCCUACUUCCGGCUAGCACCGCCUCUCCUCAACCGCUUCGAGAAGCAGAUCUUCCUGCGAAAGGACUUGAUGUCCAAGUCCGACGAAGCUUUGCUGGCCAGGGUGACGAAAUUCUGGGUGACCCUCAACGAGCUUAUGAAUGCCGGCAAGACCUUGAAGGACGAGGAUGCUCUUGAGGAGGCUUCCCGGGCUCCGACAGCGUCAGGGACGAUGCUGAACACUGCCUCUCACCGGCCCAUCGCUGGUUACCACCCCGAGCUUCUCAGCUCGCUGGUCUUCACCCUGCGCAAGACGCAUCCGAACCGCAGCCUGGAUGAGUUGGUGGAGGUCGCGAAGAAGGCGAUUACCUGGGUGCUCACACCGGAGCAGGUUCGUGCCCUACAGAAGGGCACGAGCCUUUCAGUACCCGUGGAUCGGAACCGAGCCCGGGAGCAUCGUACUGGUGGUUCGAUUGGUCCUGGGAAGGUUCCACCGAACCAAAAGCCAGCACGCCCCAAGCUGAAGAUGCCCAUUAUCGACGCUGGUACUUCCGGAUCUUGGCCGGAGUACUGUGGGAGAUAUGGGUGGACCUAUUGGCUGGCCACCAUCACCAUCCUGCUGGGUAUGUUACAACUUACCUAUUGGACCUAUGCGUGGGUCGUCAGGCCCAUCAUCGUCGUCAUUGGGGCGCUGCUCCAGUACGUGGCGGGCCGAGGAACCUGGGAGGCCGUGCUGAGGGGGCACGGCGAAAACCCAUACCACGUUAGAUGGACAGGACCCCAGGGUGAGCAUCCCUGGUCGGUCACUUACGUUCAAGAUCAAGUAAGAGGGAGAGGUGAACAACAGCUCCCGUACGAUCUUCUCGUAACCGACGGGGUUGCCGUGGCCCGCUUGCGACACGGAGCCGUACGGGGACGCACCAACCGUCAUGGGUUCCUUUGCCGGUGUGACAGUGUACACGGGGCUUCCCACCGCUACUGGAGAAGGUGUUUGGAGCGAGCGCAGUGUGUUGUACACCUGUGCUCGGUAGAACCAUGCACUUCGCCUGAAGCAGCAGAGCUGCACAUCACGGCCAGUAGUGUGGUCCCCCAGAGCGUGGACGUCGACCUGAACGAGCUGUCUGGCAGGGGACCCAUGUGUCGGGCCCUCAACGCGUCCAAGUUCAUGGCCCUACAAGGAGUCACGGGACUUUGGGGCACCGGGCGCGCAUGUGGGCGUUGGAUCGCCUCCUGGUGCUGUUGCGGCGGAGCGAAGCACUCGAGGAAUGCGAUUGCCUGGAAAGAGGGCACGCAGACGAAAAGGCUCAGCAAAGAGCGCUGCAAAGACGAAGCCAGAAAGAGGUCAAUCAGCCGUGGCGCGGAGCGCGCCCGGCCGCAUUCACAAGAUGUCACACCCAAGCGCGGAACGCAGACGGAGGCAGCAGAACUCCGAGGGAUUUCCUCUCCCCCGCGUUUGGACGGGGCCACCUCAGUUGCCCCCUUUCCUGGAGGUGAUGUUUCGGUCGAGGAUCAGGUACUCACAGGGUUGACCUGGGAGGAGAUCGCGGGGAUACCAGAUGAAGAUCUUCGAAAAAGGGCUAUAUUCCUCAAGCAAAGGGGCGCGAUGCCCGGCCCGACUUCGGGUGGACCGGACAGGAGCACCUCCAGAACCGAGGCACCAGACGACAGCCAGGCCCUGUUCGCGUAUAUGGAAGCGAGGCUCCAAGGGAAGGGCCACGACUCAGCAGUCGAGGUGUCAGCGGUGCACGGCAUUGCUUGCGACUCACCAGUGAACUACCGGAGGAGGUUCCUACCCGUGGUCCGCUUCGGACCCGGGCCCUCCUUCUUACCACCAGAGCAGGCCACCAGGGCUUUCCGGGCAGGAGCCUUCACGGAUGCAGAGGCACCCGCGGCAGACGAGACGACUAAAGCCCUCCAGGCGAUAGCCAAAAGCCUGACCUCGAAGGAAGACGCCCUCGCACAGGAGCGAGGUAAACUGGCAUCGAUUGGGCUGAGUGAGCUGCAGCUGCAGCCGUGCACCAGGGACUGCCUCAGCUCCUGCCGCCAGAGCUUCGGAAGGCAGGCUUGCAGCCGGAAGCGCAUCAGCGUCGGGCGCAAGGCCCAGCAACUGGGUGGCAGUUUCCUCGCCAGCUUGCUCAGCAUUCAGCUGCGAAAGGAACUCUUUCAUGCACUUCGCAUCGCCGGGACGCAAGCGAGACCUCAGUUGCGGAAGAUCGAGUUCCCUUGCAGUUGCAACAUUCAAAACCGGCACAGCUACGGAUUUGCGGCCCUGCAACUGGGAGGGAAAACGCUCAACACUCUGCCGGAGUACUGCCUCUCGGCCGGAGAUUUUCCACUCACCUCGGAGGAAGAUUUCGACAACUACGGGGGCUCACCCGACCUCAAACUUGAACGUAAGGGCCGGUACCCUAACACGUUGACCUCAUGGUUCAGAGCCGCCCUCCGCCAGUCUUGGGCCUUCGCCUGUCUCUUUGGCGAAGAAUAUUACCCCGUGCUCGAAAAGGCAGCUUCACAUCUGCUUCGCUUAGGGGAACAACAUGGCUACGCCUGGUCGGCGUCAGCAGUCUACGGUGCAUGGGAAGAACUUUGGGCCCGUUUCUGCGAAGAAGCACGGGAGUUGGAUCGCCGCAUCCGCAGAGCCAUGCAGGACGAGACUCCUACGUUCGCCAGACUAAAGUUCUUCGCCUUGUCCCCUGGCCCAGACGGGCAACCCUGGCUCCAACUGCCGGGUACCUUUCGCCUUGACGACGAUACCCAAUACUUCUGCACCGAUAUGUUGCCGCGAAUGCAGCGCCAACUCUCCCGCGCGUGUUGGGCCGGCGCACAGAAGAAGGGCAACACCGGUGGUCGGGCUGCUGGAGAAGGGGAUGCCACCGAGGCUCGAACCGAGCCCGGUGUACCUCCACCCCCAAAGGGGGGUCGAGCUGGUGGCGAAGCGGCAGAUAAAGCCGCACCACCGAAACUUCUCGGUCCUAGCCUCACACCCAAGGAAGCGGCCCGGUCCCUGGACCACCGGCCGAAAGACCAACAGGGCCAAUACCUCUGCUGGGACUUCCUGACACAUCGCGGGUGUAACAAGGGUAACGGCUGCCCCCACUCACACAAGGCCGCUCCCAAGUGGACGACACUGGAUUACACGGUCCAGCUCCAGUUGCUGCGCCGAGGGGGCCUUAAGGGCUCUAAGGCCAAAACGGGGGACGAAGUCGACCGUGAGUUUACCCGGGUUCGGGCGGAGCAAGCUGCGAAAGCCGCCGCUGCCAAGCAGGAAGGUAUCGCUGCCGCCAAGGCCAAAGUUUCGGCCACCCAGAGGACCAAUCAAGCUGCGGGCCCGGGCAACGCUGACCGCGCCUCUCGGGCGGGGGAACGAGUACCCGAACAGACAGGACAUGUGGUGGCAGAUUUGGACACUGUCCUGCCCACCGACCGUGAAGAAACCCUUGGCGCACUUCUCAAAGACGAAGGCAACAACUGGUGGCACGACGUUGACGCUGCCGCCGCUACUCUUACCUGCCCUAGUUCAAAGUUUGAGAAGUCAGCGCGAGCGGACGCCAUGCGAGUCGUUGACGCUGCGGAGCCCGCCCUGGGGCCGUAUCCCCCUGGAUUGGUGGGCGUCUACCUGCGCAAUCGCCUUCUACGCCUCCGCGAGGAAACGGGCCGUGCCCCUGAACUUGAGGAUGUUACGCACCUGUUAGAGGAAGCCGUAUCCCUGGGUGGACCAGAGCUGUCUGAAGAGGCUGCCCACCUCCUUGAGGAGCGCGGCGUUCACCGCAAGGCCGGCGAGUCCCCACUGGUGCAGCUGUCGGGCCUUACGUGGAAUUCCUCCAUCGGGGCCGGAACGCUCACCUGGAAGGGCGUCGGUCACUGGGCCAUGUACGACUACCAGGACCAGCUUCCCCUCUCCCCGGAGGCCUGCGAACGGAUGGGAUUUGCCGACGUCCGCGACGAGCCUAAACAGUGCUUGUUGCUGCACGUUGCCGCCGCAUAUCUCGCAACGCCGGACCAGCCCCUCCCAACGCCCGAGGCGGUUUGGGCUCUCGCCGCUGAGUGGAGAGUCCGGUGGUGCUCGCAGGCACGAGUCGCCGAGGACUCUUUGGGGCCAACGCCCGAACGGCUCACGCAGGCCGAAGCGGAUGUCCGAGUGUUCCACCACGACCUUCUCCAUUUUGGGCACGACCGAGACUACCGUACUUUGGUUGCCCACCCUUUGGAGGAGUGGGAUUGCUUGGGCUUGGCCGUCCUGCGCCUCGACGCAUAUAUGCGGCCUAGCGUGGAGGUUGUCUGUGGCAGCCGUUACAGCGAGCGGCAAAGCUGA
Symbiodinium sp. CCMP2592 is the source of this 6099-nucleotide messenger RNA. The record is from the annotation of a GenBank genome assembly. Lineage: Eukaryota; Dinophyceae; Suessiales; Symbiodiniaceae.